This is a messenger RNA of Rhipicephalus microplus (southern cattle tick), 941 nucleotides long. RefSeq names its product Electron transfer flavoprotein beta subunit (gene Etfb). The record is from RefSeq and is a predicted model, not a curated record. Gene Ontology annotation, cellular component: mitochondrion. Gene Ontology annotation, molecular function: electron transfer activity. Gene Ontology annotation, biological process: amino acid catabolic process; fatty acid beta-oxidation using acyl-CoA dehydrogenase. Lineage: Eukaryota; Metazoa; Arthropoda; Arachnida; Ixodida; Ixodidae.
AAUUUAUUAAACGGCAGAUGACGCGUCGUGCGCUUUCACUUUCAGACUGCUGUACAUCAUGGCGCUCAGGGUGCUCGUCGGCUGCAAGCGUGUGAUUGAUUAUGCGGUCAAAAUACGUGUCAAGCCCGACAAAACAGGAGUGGUGACUGAGGGUGUCAAGCACAGCUUAAAUCCUUUUGACGAGAUUGCCGUAGAGGAAGCAGUACGAUUGAAGGAGAAGAAAGUAGCUGGCGAGAUAAUCGCUGUGUCAUGUGGGCCUGCUUCAUGUCAGGAAACACUGAGGACAGCGUUAGCCAUGGGUGCGGACAAAGCCAUUCAUGUGGAAGUAGAAGGCAAGGAGUACGAGACAUUGCAGCCUCUGCAUGUUUCCAAAAUAUUGGCCAAACUGGCAGCUGACAACAAGGUGGAUGUUAUUAUCGUAGGGAAACAGGCUAUCGACGAUGACAGCAAUCAGACAGCCCAAAUGACAGCUGGAAUCUUAGACUGGCCACAGGCUACUUUUGCUUCCAAGAUUGAGAAAGAUGGCGAUGGCCUCAAGGUGACCAGAGAAAUCGAUGGUGGCCUCGAGCAUAUCAAGGUGAAGCUGCCUGCCGUCAUAAGCGCAGAUCUCCGGCUGAAUGAGCCCCGAUAUGCCACACUCCCCAACAUCAUGAAAGCCAAGAAGAAGCCCCUAGAGAAGAAGACACCCAAGGACCUUGGUGUGGAUGUAGGUUCUCGUAUUGACAUUGUGAGCGUCGAGGACCCGCCAACCAGAGAAGCCGGUACCAAGGUGGAGUCUGUGGACGAGCUACUAGAGAAGUUGAAGGCCCUGGGGCGUAUCUAAAGAUGUUUGGCUCAACUUUGCGCAGCUGAAUAUGUCCUUGAAGUUCCAGGUGGAAGCAAAGUAGUCAACAAAUUGUACACCUGUCCAGAAGUGAUUAAAAUAAGAUAUUUUUACAUUC